UCAGAGGGCAGCUCCUUUCUCCCGCAUGGCCCUCUCAGCUUGGGCCAUCUACUGCCUCCUGGGGAGCCUCCUGCUCCCUGGGGGCAGCCCCAGCCCUGGUCCCAGCCCCACUAUGCCUCGUCUGCGGCUCUCCUACAGAGAUCUCCUGUCUGCCAACCGCUCUGCCAUCUUUCUGGGCCCAAGGGGCUCCCUAGACCUCCAAGUCAUGUACCUGGAUGAGUAUCGGGAUCGCCUCUUUCUGGGAGGCCGAGAUGCCCUCUACUCCCUGAGGCUGGAUCAGGCAUGGCCAGACCCCCGGGAGGUCUUGUGGCUGCCACAACCAGGACAGAAGGCAGAAUGCAUCCGAAAGGGAAGAGAUCCUUUGACAGAGUGUGCCAACUUCGUGCGGGUCUUACAACCCCAUAAUCGGACCCAUCUUCUGGCCUGCGGCACUGGAGCCUUCCAGCCCAUCUGCACCCUCAUCACAGUGGGGCAUCGAGGCGAGCACGUGCUCCUCCUGGAGCCCAGCAGCGUGGAAAACGGAAGGGGACGUUGCCCACAUGAGCCUAGAGGUCCCUUCGCCAGCACCUUCGUAGCGGGGGAGCUGUACACAGGCCUCAAUGCUGACUUUCUGGGACGUGAGGCCAUGAUUUUCCGGAGCGGGGGUCUCCGACCAGCCCUGCGUUCUGAUUCUGACCAGAGCCUGCUGCAUGAGCCCCGGUUUGUGAUGGCUGCUCGGAUCCCAGAUAACUCUGACCCGGAUGAUGAUAAGGUGUACUUCUUCUUCUCCGAGACUGUCCCAUCACCAGAUGGUGGCCCAGGUCAUGUCACCAUCAGCCGCGUGGGCCGCGUCUGUGUGAAUGAUGCUGGCGGCCAGCGAGUGCUGGUGAACAAAUGGAGCACCUUCCUCAAGGCGAGGCUGGUUUGUGCUGUGCCUGGACCUGGUGGAGCUGAGACUCACUUUGACCAGCUGGAGGAUGUGUUCCUGCUGUGGCCCAAGGCAGGGAAGAACCUUGAGGUGUACGCGCUGUUCAGCACGGUCAGUGCUGUGUUCCGGGGCUUUGCUGUCUGUGUGUACCACAUGGCAGACAUCUGGGAGGUCUUCAAUGGGCCCUUCGCCCACCGAGAUGGCCCUCAGCAUCAGUGGGGACCCUAUGUGGGCAAGGUUCCCUUCCCCCGCCCUGGUGUGUGCCCCAGCAAGAUGACCGCACAGCCCGGGCGACCCUUCGGCAGCACCAAAGACUACCCAGAUGAGGUGCUGAAGUUUGUCCGAGACCACCCGCUCAUGUUCCAGCCUGUCAGGCCCAGGCGUGGCCGCCCUGUCCUGGUCAAAACUCACUUGGCUCAGCAGCUGCGCCAGAUUGUGGUGGACCGGGUAGAGGCUGAGGAUGGGACCUAUGAUGUCAUCUUCCUAGGGACCGAUUCAGGCUCUGUGCUCAAAGUCAUUGCUCUCCAGCGUAGUGGCUUGGCCGAGCCUGAAGAGGUCAUUCUGGAGGAGCUCCAAGUGUUUAAGGUGCCAACACCUAUCACCGAGAUGGAGAUCUCUGUCAAAAGGCAAGCCCUGUACGUGGGCUCUCCCCUGGGAGUGGCCCGGCUGCAGCUGCAGCAGUGUGAGACUUACGGGAGUGCCUGUGCUGAGUGCUGCCUGGCUCGGGACCCAUACUGCGCUUGGGAUGGCACUUCCUGUGCCCGCUACCGCCCCAGCUCCGGCAAGCGCAGGUUCCGUCGGCAAGACAUCCGACAUGGCAACCCUGCUGUGCAGUGUUUGGGCCAGGGCCAGAGCCGAGACAAAGAAGCUACAGGACUGGUGACCAGAGUCUUUGGCACAGAGCACAACAGCACUUUCCUUGAGUGCCUGCCCAAGUCUCCCCAGGCUGCGGUGCGCUGGUUCUUACAGAGGCCAGGGGAUAAGGAGACGGACCAGGUGAAGACAGAUGAGCGAGUUGUGCAAACGGAGCAGGGGUUGCUGUUCCGAAGGCUCAGCCGCUUCGAUGCAGGAAACUAUACCUGCACCACACUGGAGCACGGCUUCUCCCAGAUGGUGGUUCGCUUUGCCCUGGAAGUGAUUGCGGCUGCACAGCUGGAAAGCCUGAUCCUCCGGGAGCCAAGGCUGGAGGAGCCCUCAGCCUGGGGAGGCCCGGCCUCUGCAUCACCGAAGGCUUGGUAUAAGGACGUCCUUCAGCUCACGGGUUUUGCCAACCUGCCCCGUGUGGAUCAGUACUGUGAGCGUGUGUGGUGCAGGGGUGCCGGGGAGCGCCCAGGCUCCUUCCGGGGAAGGGGAAAGCAGGCUAAAGGCAAGAGCUGGGCAGGGCUGGAGUUGGGCAAGAAGGUGAAGAGCAGGGUGCUGGCUGAGCACAAUCGGACUCCCCGGGAGGUAGAAGCCACAUAGAAGAUGCCUGAGGAGGGGGUGGUCAGGCUGGGCGGGGGGGACUCAACAGCAUCUCCCUUCCACCCAGCUAGGGCAGAGGAGUCCAGGACACCUGAUUCCCUCUUAGAGGAAAUCUCUACCACCCACAGGAAAGGCUAGUCGCUGCUGGGAGGGACCUUGCACCUCAGCCUAUUCCCUGACCCUCUCUCUGUGCUCUCAGUCCCAGGCUGGAGCUGGCACCCCUGACCACUUGUAGUCCCAAGGGGCCUGCUAUUUGUUCUCAGAGAUGGUGUGGCUUCCGGAGCACAUUUCCGGUUGUGCCCAGAGGCAAGACGGUUGGGUGGUUCUUUUCCAGCUUGCAGAACAAUGGCCAUUCUGAGUGACUCUCUGAGCGGUGUAUGGGUAGCUCUGAGGGGAUAUAUUGGCAGUCCACCAGAAGAGGGGAAAGUUAAGCUUCCUAAGGUAGUACCUGUUAAGAAACCCUUGCCCCAACAGAGGGGCCAAAGGAGGUGGAGGAGCUGAGGAGGUGGGGUAGCACUGUUUGCCUGACUCCGUGCUUUGGAAUCUAGAUGUUUCCCUGCCUCGGCCUACUACCAUCUCAUACAUACAGGGGCAGGGAUUGUUGGAACCUGGAGGCAGCCUGGCCCCCCUUUUAAACCAGAAAGAGUCAUCUCAUAACGUGAUACCUUUUCCUAGGUCCCAAAUUGUUCGUCCAGGUUUGCUGGGGUGCCCAUACCUCACCACUGGGGUCACUUCCUGAGGAUCAGAGGAAAGGUCUGUGGAGUAGAGAGAGGCAGAAGGCAGCUGGGGGUGGGAGUGUGAGGCAGGCACAGUCAGGCCUGCGAGGUUAGGAGGGGAUGCUCUGAGACCUGCAGCCAGUGGUCAGGGUCAGCACCCUGGGCUUUGUCUAGGGCUCCAAAGAGCUACAGAGAGGCGGGUCUGUGAGCAGGAGUCCUCAAGAAUCAAAGUGACAUCAACUGGUUCAGGAACCACGCGGCAGGCCAGAUGUUUCUAAUCCUGGAGUCUCCAUUUUCUGCUAUAUGCAGGGUAGUCAGGGUGGUCCAUGUAAGACUCCCAUGUUUUAUCUGUGGUACUUGGGUUUGAACCCAGGGUUUCAUGCAUGCUAGACAAGUACUCUACUUCUGAGUUCUAAGUCCAGCACUCUCUUUCUCUCUCUCUGGGAAAACAUGGAAAAGAAAGCUGGUAAGAAUAGUAAAUCCUGCUGUUCUGGGAUGGGGAAACAGAGCAGACCAGGGCACAUCUGGCCUGGGCUGUAGGGAGGACCUUUGCCUUCAGCAGUUUCUCCAGCUGGCGAGCAGAGAGGGGGAGGAGAACAAUUAAAUGAAAAAUUAUUCCCAGCCUGAGGGUGAGCAAGUUGGUGACGCACAAGAUGGACAAGAGGGCAAGUCUGAGAUCCCCUCUUUGAAAAGAAGGAAAAAGGAAAAAGGGUGGAGGGGUGGGGAGAGACGAUGAAACAGCAAUACAGAGCUUCUUGUUCUACUGAAAUUCAAACUGAGGACCUUGGGCUUAUCUCCUCUUUCCCGGUACCCCAGCUCUUGCGCUGGGGUCUGAACUUACACCCCUUCUCCACUUUGUUCACCUGGCAAACAGAAGCCCUGAAAUCCACCUGUCCGAAUCCACCUAUCUACCCUGUCUGUGGGUGCCGUCCCUUGGGAUGUUGGUGGAUGAACGAAGAGGACAGGAGUGGGUGGGAGCUAGAAGGGAGGAGGGUGGGGAGGGACCCUAAGGCAGAAGGCGGCAACCUCACUCUCAGUGGCCUCUGAGCCGAGUUUAGGUUUGGUAAGCUCUGGGCAGGGUCCUCUAGCGAAGAGGCCCUGGAAAACACAGGGAGAAGGACUCAAUAUCCUGAAUGACCUACCCCUAUACUUGGGAAAAUAAGCCAGCUCCUGCCGACUGCCAUCCUCCCAUGGUACUGUGCUACGAGCACCCGGAAACACCCACGCGUGUGAACUGUAUUUGUGUUAGUGCUUUGAAAUGGGCCUUUUGGCUGCUCAGUCUUCCAAGCAUGCUUAUUGAAAUUGCUAUUGAUAUUUUUAUUGUCGUGUUGCCUUUGAGCUCUCCUGAGGAAAGCAGAACCAGUAAGAAAAAAAAUGAAGAAAUAUUUUAUCACA
This is a messenger RNA of Psammomys obesus (fat sand rat), 4479 nucleotides long. RefSeq names its product semaphorin 3G (gene Sema3g). Gene Ontology annotation, molecular function: semaphorin receptor binding; chemorepellent activity. The transcript has 16 exons. Bases 26 to 2368 code for a protein of 780 amino acids. Gene Ontology annotation, biological process: neural crest cell migration; semaphorin-plexin signaling pathway; negative regulation of axon extension involved in axon guidance. The record is from RefSeq and is a predicted model, not a curated record. Lineage: Eukaryota; Metazoa; Chordata; Mammalia; Rodentia; Muridae.